GAGAGUUAGGGAGCCGCUUCAAAAGCUAAUAUCUAUUAUUACUACUACUACUACUACUGUGUAGUCUGUACUAUAGAACUUGCCCCCGUUAUAUUCUAAAAAUGGCAGCUACGGAAACGAGUUUCACCGAGAGUUUUACACCUGACAAAGCUAAAGCUGCGUUGCGGGAGAUUUUGGCUGCUCUCACAAGUGGAGAUGUUGUUGAAUCUCUGGAAGCUGCAAGAGAGGCUGCUGGUAACGACAUGGUUGCCCUUAUGACAAGAGUAUUUCCGUUAGUAACUCAAGUCACCAUACAAGUCAUUGGAAAUUAUGGAUUUUCUCAGGAUGGUGUUGGAGCAAUCCAGUUUGAACAUGUGAUGAAGAAUUUGGGACAGGAUGACCCAGAAGUAGUAAGACUUCAUUCUCAGGUUCGUUCAUAUUUCCUCCCUGCAGUUGUGAUCCCUCCUUCUGGGCAUCCGUAGGCCAUUUACAUGUAUAUGACGGUGGGACAUUGUAUUUCUGUGUUUAAAAUAUAGUGGUCAAGAAUCAUGCAGCUUUGGAAAUGUGUAAGAAAUGCACAAUGAAAAGCACAAAUGGAAUGAAAAUUUGGGGAGAAUUUUGUACAAAUUGUGCAAAUAAAGACCCAAAUUUUCCAGUAGCUCAUGGCCGAUUUACAUUAUCUAGUGCUUGAUUAUACAGAUUUGAAGUUGCUCAAGUACCUAGCAACCUACCAUAUUACGCAUUUAUCUGUGGUUUCUUUUCUGUUUUGUGUCUAAUUUUUAAGGAACUUUCUUUCAGCAUUACAUGGUUUGUAUUCUACUUUAUUUAGAUGACUAUAAGUUUGUGAUAAAUAUACAUGUAUGGAGGAUAAGCUGAUGAUUGUCAUGGGUGAUGGUGCUUUAACUGCUUAUGAUGGCAGAAGUGGAGAAGGAUAGAAUUGCUGAAAGCAUGGGCAAUUGCUAACAGUGCCAUGUAUCCCUGUUGGUGGUUGUGCAAUUGUGUACUCUGACAGAGCUGUUGACAGUAACAGAUAUCAUAGGAAAUGAAGCAGGUGACUGUGGACUGUGAAUAGGAAGCAUUGGGUGAUAUAUGUCUGCAGGGUCUUGGUCUAAUUGUAGCAGUGGUAUACAGGUGAAGAUCCAGAAUUGAUCCAUUAUCACAAGGUGUCUUAUGUCACAUCAUGAUGCUUUUACUUUAAAUUGUGGGGUUUUCUGAAGUACUGAAAAUAUGGAGUUUUGAGAUGGUUGUGAUUUAUUUUACAUAGGAAUGUAAGUUCAUAUGAUGUUGUUUCUCAUAGCAGAAUUUUUUGUCUCAUAUGCUGUAGUUGUCUUGUCUUCAUUUUUGCCCUUAGAUCUUUGAGUUAGAGCACAUAUGUAUAUAAAAAUUGUCCUUCUCAUUAGGUCUUUAUUUUUAUGUGUAGAGAAUGGGACUAAGACACAUUCAGUAUUCUUAGCAUUGUGGAGAGACUUUAAUUUAAGAGCCUUGUUGGCAUUACAUACCAUGAAAAUGGACAUGUAGUCUGAGUUGUAUCAACAGAUUUCCCUUAAUUGGGAGCUGUAAAUCUCAAGAACUUUAUUCUGCAUCUCAAGGAAGCAAUUGGAUCUUUCAUUGACUUAUUUUUUACUUAUUGGUUUUAGGUUUAUAAGAAUUUUUUUUUGGGGGGAACUUUCAUGUUUCAGUUUUUCAGAAGACAAAACAAUACUAAUUCAUAAACAAAAAAUGAUUUUUUGCCUUUUAUUUGGUUAUUGUGAGAACAUUUGGUUAGUAAAGAGCAUCAGGUACUUGAAUAAACCAUCGACUUUAUGAUGUAGCACUAGAAAUGUAACAAGUUGUUAAGAGACCAGUUUACCCUGUAGCUAAAAGUUAAAGGAUUUGCAGAUCUUGUUUUGUUUUAUAGACAGUAUUUGAAUUUUUAGAAAAACUUUUGCAUGUUACCAUGAGUAAAACUCUCACUUCUGUUUUAGUGUAUAAGAUAUGUUCAAUAAUAAUUCAGUAAUAUUUCAUUUGGCUAAAAAUUACGCUAGUUUUUUGUCCAGUAGCUGUCUUCAUUUUUAUUUUUUGGAAAUUUUUACUAAUUUUUUCAUGGUAGUUAAGAACUACAACUUAUUAUUUAAUACUGUAAUAUUUUUCUAUACUGUAGUAGUACAUACAUACUUUUACUCACUAUGCAGAUACUGUUGUAUCAUGUUGAUGUCAGGAAACAACUGUAAUGUGUACCUUUUCUAGUCUUUAUAUGUAAAAUAUAUAAAUUUUGAAGUAUAAUUGGUGUAUUAUUCUAGCAACAACAGAUAUUCUUGCUGUGAUCUUGAUUGAAUAUUAAUUGUGACUUCUUCAUACGUUGUGUCUGCUUACAUUUAAAACCAAUUGUGUUUUUUGUUUUUGGUGAAAUGCUUCUUGGUAAGUACUAUGAUGUUUUCUCAUUCAGUAGGUUUCUUCUUUUUGAUGAUCUGUUGGGGUGUGUACUGAUAAUUGAGGGAAUUGUUUCAUUCAUCAUUUUGUGUUCUUGUUUAUCCACUUUUGUCUUUGCCGACUGCAGGCAAUGAGGAAAUUACUAUUUGUGUUGAGCAAGGUUACAAUAUACACUGGAAUGUGUUGUUUGGCACUAUCAAGCAUGAUGCAAUUAAAUAUGAUAAAUCAAUGCAGUAAUAACCACAGCAUAUGACUGUAGCAUUAUUUAAAAUGGUAAUAAAAACCACUUUUAACUGGAUCAUUGACUAGUUGUUGCAUAUCUACUUAACUGAUAACAUUGUAACAUGGUAUCCAAGAAUAAAAAAAAAUGAAUCCAAAGACAAUGAUAUACAUUGAUUUUAUCGUUCAUUAUUGUGGAUCUGUUAUUUUUAAUAACAAUUACAGGACUAAUACUUGCU
Molecule: messenger RNA, 2846 nt
Organism: Macrobrachium nipponense
Lineage: Eukaryota; Metazoa; Arthropoda; Malacostraca; Decapoda; Palaemonidae
Product: protein C10-like
Exons: 3
Coding region: 102-461 (119 amino acids)
Biological process (GO): post-embryonic development
Source: RefSeq, a predicted model, not a curated record